UUGUCCCAAUCGGGCCCCCGUAGAGGGGAAAUAUUUGACACACGUUUGUGUAUAAACAGAAAGGGGGAAAAGAACAUUUAGCAAAACAGAAAACUUCGGAAAACAACAAAGAAAAAACACGCAGGCAGCCUGAAAACAAGAAAAAGUGUUUAUGACAACAGGCAGAUGAAACUAAGGAUAAGAAAGACUACCUCCAAUCCAUGACCACAUGAAAAGGAUUUUAUUUUGAUCUCCAAGGUUGAAUCCAUGCUCUCUGAUGAACUGGACUCCAAGCCUGAGCUGCUGGUUGAGUUUGUGCAGAACGCCUCUAUUCCACUGGGGCAGGGGCUGGAGGAGUCUGAUCCCAAAGACACCUGUCUGCAUCUCCUUCCAACAACAGAGAGCUCUUUAUGUAGCCAGUUGCAGUUAACAGACACCAGUCUGAGCCAUGCAGCUUCUCCCUCUCUGUCAGAGUAUGAGAAUGAGAGGGAGCCUCUCGUGGUCCAGCUGCAACCUCACCGGCCUGUCAGUCUGUCUGCCACUCCCAGCCCUCCUCCAAUGCUGCAUGAACUACAGCACUCAGACAACACAUCUUUCAUACUGCUCAACCUAGCUAAAGGGCUGGCAGCCUCUGCAGAGCCCCUGGUGUUCGUGGAGGACGAGGUAGACAACGACAUCUCCACCGGCGAGAGUGCGGACGGAAGCACCCCCUGGUACCUGCGAGUGCAGGAGCUGGCGCAUGACAGCCUGAUUGCUGCUACAAGGGCGCAGCUGGCAAAGGACGCCAAGGCCAGCAACAGCGGCGAUCAUCUCUCUAGCUACCCACCUGAAGGACCAAAGAAAGAGACGCCCCCCUUACCCGAGCGUUCGCACAAUGAAAAGACUCUGAAGUGCACGUUUGAAGGCUGUCGGAGAACAUUCACCUGGCCAGCUCACCUGAAGUACCACUUAAAAACCCACAAGAAUGACCGCACAUUCAGGUGUGGCGCUGAGGGCUGUGGGAAGAGUUUCUAUGUAUUGCAGAGGCUGCAAGUUCACAUGAGGACGCACAAUGGAGAGAAGCCAUUUGUCUGCAAUGAGAAGGACUGUGGCAAGAAAUUCACAACCGCAGGCAACUUGAAGAACCACAAAAGAACACACACUGGAGAGAAACCCUUUCUGUGUGAAGCAGAAGGGUGUGGGCGCUCAUUUGCCGAGUACUCCAGUCUCCGGAAACACAUGCUUGUCCACUCAGGAGAAAAGCCGCAUCAGUGCAGUAUCUGUGGGAAAACCUUCUCCCAGAGUGGAAGCAGAAACGUCCACAUGAGGAAGCGUCACAGCAGCACGGCACCAGGCAGUGAGAGCAGAGCAGAGACCGGAGAAACAUUGACACACAGCAGUUUGCUGGAGGACCACGGAAUCGGUAGUGAUAGCAUGGUUUCUAUGACAACAUCGCGCACUUUGGAAGAGGAACCCAUGAAUCUGCACCAUGCUAUGCUCAGAUCACAAGGAGACACCUCCAUAGAAAACAUCCCUUCUGCAUCUGUGGUGGUACUGUCCCAACCACAUGACCUCGUAACCAUGGCAGCAGGUGGACAUACCUAUGGGGAGGAAGUAGUAGCUUUGCUACAGUAAUGUGUGUUCAGGUCAUGCAAUAGAAUCCCAAAUGGAAGUCAUCAUACAAACGUUUGCAGCUUAUAUCUGUAAAUAGGUUUUCAUCAUAGUGUCAGCUGAGUUUGUGAAGAGAUCCUCAGACGCCUCUUGCUUAGGAUUUCGCCUAAUGUGAAGAGGAGAAUGAAAUUCCCAGCAGUAGCAAGUGCUUUGUAUCUGUAGAGAGAUGCGAAGGCUUUUUUUCCCCAUUACUUAACCUGCUUGCUUCAAAGUACGGUAACUCUUAAAAUAACCAGAUGUUAACAAAGUACUGUUUUAUGAAUGUAAAUUCUAGAUCUUGCCUGGCGUCAGGAGAAAUGCUAAAGGCAUAACGGAAAGAUAGCCUGUAUUUUUUUUUUAUCGGGAAGUGUGCUAUAGCACAGACUCAGUGUUACAUGUAAAGUAAGCUCUAAGAAUCGAACUUGUAAUAUUUAUUAAUAUGGUACGGAACCUCCUUUGGUGAAAUGCUGUUCUCUAGAGACGAAGAGCAAAUAUUUUUGUUAAAGUAAUUAAGCAAUGUGAAUGUUGCCACCGCAGUUUGUAGCAUGAACACGGUGGGCAACUAAAAAUCAAUAUUAAAAAAAUGAGACCCAUUCUAAAUGGGGAAAAAAAUGCACUUCUCCCUUCCAUUCAAGAUUCUGAACUGUAUUGUUAUUAAAAAAUAAAUAAAUAAUAAUGUGUAAAUUCA
Messenger RNA from Lepisosteus oculatus (spotted gar), 2296 nucleotides. RefSeq names its product zinc finger protein 410 (gene znf410). Gene Ontology annotation, molecular function: RNA polymerase II cis-regulatory region sequence-specific DNA binding; DNA-binding transcription factor activity, RNA polymerase II-specific. NCBI's taxonomy places the organism in Eukaryota, Metazoa, Chordata, Actinopteri, Semionotiformes, Lepisosteidae. The record is from RefSeq and is a predicted model, not a curated record. Gene Ontology annotation, biological process: regulation of transcription by RNA polymerase II. Gene Ontology annotation, cellular component: chromatin; transcription regulator complex; PcG protein complex.